AUAGCGGACGGCUGCCGUUUGUUCGGAGCAGCAGCAGCAGAAGGCGACCCCUGGGAAGUGCUGGUGAAGACGGACUACGAAAUUGAAGUCCCGCAAGAAGACGGCAGCACUUUGAGUUGCGCCUGCGACGAGGCGGAGACGCUGCGGCAGGCGGUGGUGGAGGGCCGCGCGCCGCAGGGGGUUUACAUAGGCGGCACCAAGUACAAGCUCGCCGAAGUCAAGCGGGACUUCACGUUCAACGACCAGAACUACGACGUGGCGAUAUUGGGGAAGAACAAAGGCGGAGGGUUUUUAAUUAAAACUCCAAACGAAAAUGUUGUGAUUGCUUUAUAUGACGAAGAGAAAGAACAAAACAAAGCCGACGCCCUCACCACCGCCCUCAACUUCGCAGAGUACCUCUACCAGGGCGGCUUCUAA
Messenger RNA from Eimeria necatrix, 417 nucleotides. Its product is annotated as profilin family protein, putative. The annotation marks the transcript as partial. The transcript has 2 exons. Gene Ontology annotation, molecular function: actin binding. Lineage: Eukaryota; Apicomplexa; Conoidasida; Eucoccidiorida; Eimeriidae. The record is from RefSeq and is a predicted model, not a curated record.